UUGCGCCAGGCGGGGCCGAGUCUGGCUGGGUCCCUGGCACCUCGGCGCCCAGAGGCACAGCCAACGCAGGAACCGAGCCGGGGUCCCGGCGUCGCCGCUAUGGACAUCCCGCCGCUGGCGGGCAAGAUCGCUGUUCUAUCGCUGGGCGCCCUCCCGUUGUCCUUCGCGCUCAACUAUGUCUCCGUGCUCUCGUACCCCCUGGGGGUGGUGUUGAUGAGCACCCUGAUCCUGGGUCUGCUCUCCUUGGCAAUAUACAGCUUGUCCCGAAGUGACAUCUAUUAUGACCCGCUCUAUGCUGUCUUCGCGGUCUUCGCCUUCACCUCCGUGGUGGACCUCCUUAUUGCUCUCCAGGAAGACGGCUACAUGGCGGGUUUCAUGGCGUUCUACACCAAGGAGGGUGAGCCGUACCUGCGCACGGCGCAUGGAAUUUUCAUCUGCUACUGGGAUGGCAUCGUUCACUACCUCCUCUACCUGGCCAUGACUGGUGCCAUCCGUAAAAGGAAGAGUUACCGGAACCUUGGACUCUACUGGCUGGGAUCCUUCAUCAUGACCAUCCUAGUGUUCCUCCCAGGAAACAUCCUUGGCAAAUACAGUUCAGAGAUCAGGCCUACAUUUUUCCUCACCGUUCCUUUCGUGCUGGUCCCAUGCUGGGCUGGCUUGAGGGUCUUCAGCCAGACCCAGGUGCCAACCUGCUGCACUCCCAACAUGGUGGAGGAGGCCCAAAGAAAGGGCCUUCUGCGGCGCCCAGUUGACCUGGCCCUCAUCAUCUACCUCAUCUUUGCUGCAUUCUUCACCCUCUUUCGGGGCCUGGUGGUACUUGACUGCCCCAUGGAUGCCUGCUUUGUCUACAUCUAUCAGUAUGAACCAUACCUGAGAGACCCUGUGAGCUACCCAAAGGUGCAGAUGCUGGUGAAUAUGUUUUAUGUGCUGCCUUUCUAUGGCCUGGCCAUCUAUGCCCUCAUCUUUCCUGGAUGCUCCUGGCUGCCUGACUGGGCCUUGGUAUUUGCUGGAGCCAUUGGCCAGGCACAGUUCUCACACAUGGGGGCCUCCAUGCACCUGCGCACGCCCUUCACCUACCGUGUGCCUGAGGAUGCCUGGACCAGCUUCUUCGUGUGUAACCUACUGUAUGCUCUGGGCCCCCACUUGCUGGCCUUCCGUUGCCUGUGGCGCCCCGCUUUCUUCCUACGCCCCCCUCCUGGGCCCCCAGCCAACCAUGAGAAGCAGCACUGAGGGGGCCAUGGGACCCCCCCCAAGACUCUGUUUACAUGCCCAGCCAGCCCUGUCCUUGGAAGGGGGGGUUGGGCUUUUUUAGAGACAGGAGGUGUGUUUCUGGGUGCCUUCAGUUCUGGCUAUGGUGAUUUCAGGCCAGUGGGUGGGAUGGGGGUGCCCAACGUCCAGGUGUUUCAGCAGAGAGGGCCACAGACCCUCAGCUGUCACCUAACCCAAACUCCACAUAGGCACCCUCCCUAUCCAUUAUCCCCCCAAUAGAUCCUUUUAGUAAAAGUCCUUUAGAUGAAUAAAA
Messenger RNA from Odocoileus virginianus texanus, 1522 nucleotides. RefSeq names its product transmembrane 6 superfamily member 2 (gene TM6SF2). Gene Ontology annotation, cellular component: endoplasmic reticulum membrane; endoplasmic reticulum-Golgi intermediate compartment membrane. Lineage: Eukaryota; Metazoa; Chordata; Mammalia; Artiodactyla; Cervidae. Gene Ontology annotation, biological process: lipid homeostasis; regulation of lipid metabolic process. The record is from RefSeq and is a predicted model, not a curated record.